Trifolium pratense (red clover) is the source of this 4881-nucleotide messenger RNA. RefSeq names its product pleiotropic drug resistance protein 1-like. Lineage: Eukaryota; Viridiplantae; Streptophyta; Magnoliopsida; Fabales; Fabaceae. Gene Ontology annotation, molecular function: ATP hydrolysis activity; ATP binding; ABC-type transporter activity. Gene Ontology annotation, cellular component: membrane. The transcript has 20 exons. The record is from RefSeq and is a predicted model, not a curated record. Bases 371 to 4648 code for a protein of 1425 amino acids.
AGGACCCUUUACUACUUGUGUAGUUGUAGCAGCACGGAAAUUUCCUCUCACUUCUUUAUUUGACCCCAAAAAAGAGAUUCCGGUACCCAUUGCUGACUCCUAUUCAUUUUCUUCAAUAAUCAAUUUUCCAAAUAAGCACGUUUGACUUUUCAAACGCCGCCUCCAAUUUCUAUUCAAACAUAUAAAUACACACUCACAUGUCCCCUCAUUCAUAUUCAUUACUUUUCCACAAACAAAAAUAGUAACAUAAAAAAAAAAAAAUCACAUUCUCUUUAAUUUCUCAUUUCUCAUUUUUUGAUUCUUUUAGCUUAAAAAUAAUCUGGUUUGAACUUGAAGAAACACAAGCUUGUGUUGAAGCUGUUAAACAGCAAUGGAAGGAACUGAUAUAUAUAGAGCUACUAAUAGUUUAAGAGCUCGAAGUUCAACUGUAUGGAGAAACAGUGGAGUUGAAGUUUUCUCAAAAUCAUCUCGUGAAGAAGAUGAUGAAGAAGCACUUAAAUGGGCUGCACUUGAAAAAUUACCUACUUAUAACCGUUUGAGAAAAGGGUUGUUAACAACUUCUCAUGGUGCUGCUAAUGAGAUUGAUGUUACUGAUCUUGCUUUUCAAGAAAAACAGAAACUUUUGGAUAGGUUGGUUAAGGUUGCUGAAGAAGAUAAUGAAGGGUUUUUGUUGAAAGUCAAGGAAAGAGUUGAUAGAGUUGGACUUGAUAUUCCAACAAUUGAAGUUCGAUAUCAGAACCUGAAAAUUGAUGCUGAAGCUUUUGUGGGAGGUAGAGCUUUGCCUAGUUUCAUCAACGCUGCUACUAAUGUUAUAGAGGGUUUAUUGAAUGUUCUUCAUAUUAUCCCAAGCAAAAAGAAGCAUGUGGCAAUUCUUAAAGAUGUUAGUGGAAUUGUUAAACCUCGCAGGAUGACACUACUUUUAGGUCCUCCUGGUUCAGGAAAGACCACAUUGCUUUUAGCUUUAUCAGGAAAGCUUGAUAAAAGUCUUCAGGUAUCUGGGAGUGUGACUUACAAUGGACAUGGAUUGAACGAGUUUGUACCUCAAAGAACUGCUGCAUAUAUCAGCCAGCAUGAUGUUCAUAUUGGAGAAAUGACUGUGAGGGAAACCUUGGCUUUUUCAGCAAGGUGCCAAGGAGUUGGAUCACGUUACGACAUGCUAUCUGAGUUGUCUAGAAGAGAGAAAGCAGCAAAUAUCAAGCCUGACCCAGAUGUUGAUGUCUACAUGAAGGCGAUUUCAACCGAAGGUCAGGAGUAUAGCAUUUCAACAGAUUAUGUACUCAAGAUUUUGGGGUUGGAUAUAUGUGCUGAUACUAUGGUGGGGGAUGAAAUGUUGCGUGGUAUCUCUGGAGGACAAAGGAAACGUGUCACUACAGGAGAGAUGUUGGUUGGACCAGCAAAUGCAUUGUUCAUGGACGAAAUUUCUACUGGGCUGGACAGUUCCACAACUUUUCAGAUUGUGAGCUCUCUGAGGCAAUAUGUCCACAUUAUGAAUGGAACUGCAGUCAUAUCACUGCUUCAGCCAGCACCUGAGACUUAUGAUCUUUUUGAUGAUAUUAUCUUAAUCUCUGAUGGCCAAGUUGUGUACCAUGGCCCCCGUGAAUAUGUUCUGGACUUUUUUGAAUCUAUGGGUUUCAAAUGUCCUGAAAGGAAAGGUGUUGCUGACUUUCUUCAAGAAGUUACAUCGAAAAAGGAUCAAGCACAGUACUGGGUGCGCAGAGACCAACCAUACAGAUUUGUAACCGUUACUCAAUUCGCUGAGGCCUUUCAAUCAUUCCAUAUUGGUAGGAAACUUGCCGAGGAACUUUCUGUUCCAUUUGACAAGACAAAGAGCCAUCCAGCUGCUUUGACAACCAAAGAGUAUGGUCUUAAUAAGACUGAGCUUUUAAAGGCUAACUUCGCAAGAGAGUACUUGCUCAUGAAAAGGAAUUCAUUUGUUUACAUCUUCAAGCUAUCUCAGCUUUUCGUCAUGGCUUUGAUAGCAAUGACACUAUUUUUUCGGACUGAGAUGCAUCGCGAUAAUCAGGAUCAAGCGGGUACUUAUGCUGGUGCUUUGUUUUUCACACUAGUGACGAUUAUGUUCAAUGGAAUGUCUGAGAUUUCUAUGACGAUCGCUAAACUCCCUGUUUUCUACAAGCAACGAGACCUUCUAUUUUAUCCUUCAUGGGCAUAUGCUAUUCCUUCGUGGAUUCUCAAGAUUCCCAUUACAAUAUUAGAAGUUUCUCUUUGGGUGUUUCUUACCUAUUAUGUUAUUGGAUUUGAUCCAAAUGUUGGCAGGUUUUUCAAGCAGUGGCUUGUACUGUUUUUCAUGAGUCAGAUGGCUUCUGCAUUGUUCCGAGCCACCGCAGCCCUGGGUAGAAACAUGAUUGUAGCCAACACGUUUGGGUCAUUUGCAGUUCUCACACUUCUUGCAUUGGGUGGCUUCAUUCUCUCAAGAAAGGAUAUCAAAGGCUGGUGGAUUUGGGGUUACUGGAUCUCACCUUUGAUGUAUGGGCAGAAUGCUUUGAUGGCCAAUGAAUUUCUUGGGAACAGUUGGCACAAUGCUACUUUUGAUUUGGGAAAAACAUAUCUCGAUGCCCGUGGGUUCUUCCCACAUGCAUAUUGGUAUUGGAUAGGCGUCGGGGCAUUGGCUGGAUUUGUGUUCCUUCUCAACGCGUUGUUUGGUUUCGCUCUUGAUAUACUAGGCCCAUUUGAUAAGCCUAGUGCAACAGUACCUGUAGAAGAAGACGAUUCAUCUAACUUACGAGAAGUUGAAUUACCACGCAUAGAAAGUUCAGGAAGAGGAGAUUCUGUUACAGAGUCCAGCCAUGGAAAGAAGAAAGGAAUGGUUCUUCCAUUUGAACCACAUUCUAUCACUUUUGAUGAUAUUGUAUACUCUGUUGACAUGCCAGCGGAAAUGAAAGAGCAAGGUGUGACAGAGGACAGAUUAGUGCUUUUGAAGGGUGUUAGUGGCGCAUUCAGGCCUGGUGUUCUUACAGCUCUGAUGGGUGUAAGUGGAGCUGGUAAGACAACUUUGAUGGAUGUUCUGGCUGGUAGGAAAACCGGUGGAUAUAUUGAUGGAGACAUAAAGGUUUCAGGAUACCCUAAAAAGCAAGAAACAUUUGCUAGAAUCUCUGGCUACUGCGAGCAGAAUGAUAUCCAUUCACCUCAUGUUACAGUUUAUGAAUCUCUUCUUUACUCGGCAUGGCUUCGUUUACCUGCGGGAGUUGAUACCAAGACCAGAGAGAUGUUCAUUGAGGAAGUCAUGGACCUGGUGGAGUUGAACUCAUUGAGAAACUCCUUGGUUGGUUUGCCUGGUGUGAGUGGUCUCUCAACCGAACAACGCAAGAGGCUGACUAUUGCAGUUGAACUAGUGGCUAAUCCAUCCAUAAUUUUCAUGGAUGAGCCUACUUCUGGUUUAGAUGCUAGAGCUGCUGCAAUUGUUAUGAGAACCGUAAGGAACACAGUGGACACAGGAAGAACAGUUGUGUGUACCAUCCAUCAGCCUAGCAUUGACAUAUUUGAAGCAUUUGAUGAGCUAUUCCUUAUGAAACGUGGAGGACAAGAAAUAUACGUUGGACCACUGGGACGUCAUUCUACUCAUUUGAUCAAGUAUUUCGAGAGCGUUGACGGGGUGAGUAAAAUCAAAGAUGGAUAUAACCCAGCAACAUGGAUGUUGGAAGUUACAACUACCGCACAAGAACUUAAUUUGGGUCUUGAUUUUACCGAGUAUUACAAAAAUUCAGAUUUAUAUAGGAGAAACAAGCAACUUAUACAAGAACUUGGCCAGCCGGCUCCCGGUUCAAAGGAUCUUCAUUUCGCUAGUCAAUUUUCGCAGUCUUUCUUGGUCCAAUGCCAGGCAUGCUUAUGGAAGCAACGUUGGUCAUAUUGGCGUAAUCCACCAUACACUGCUGUGAGGUUUUUCUUCACUACAUUCAUAGGCAUAAUGUUUGGAACAAUGUUCUGGGAUCUUGGUGGCAAACACAAUAAUAGACAAGACCUGUUGAACGCUGUGGGUUCAAUGUAUACUGCUGUUCUCUUCCUUGGAGUACAAAAUUCAUCUUCCGUGCAGCCAGUUGUUGCAGUUGAAAGAACUGUGUUUUAUCGAGAAAAAGCUGCUGGAAUGUAUUCUGCCUUACCCUAUGCAUUUUCACAGAUUUUGGUAGAGCUACCUUAUGUCUUUGCUCAAGCUGUGACAUACGGAGUCAUAGUCUACGCUAUGAUCGGAUUUGACUGGACAGCAGAGAAAUUCUUUUGGUAUCUAUUCUUCAUGUACUUCACAUUGCUCUACUUUACCUUCUAUGGUAUGAUGGCUGUGGCAGUGACACCAAAUCACCAUGUUGCUGCUAUUGUGGCUGCUGCAUUUUAUGCAAUUUGGAACCUCUUUUCAGGAUUUGUCGUCCCAAGACCUGCCAUUCCAAUUUGGUGGAGAUGGUACUACUGGGCAUGUCCAGUUGCAUGGACCAUCUAUGGAUUGGUUGCAUCUCAAUUUGGAGAUAUAACUACUUUUAUGCCCCAAGAAGGAAAAGAUGUGAAAACUUUCCUUGACGACUUUUUUGGUAUCAAACACAACUUCAUAGGAGAGUGUGCAAUUGUGGUCGGUGGAAUCGCUGUUGCCUUUGCAGUUAUUUUCGCUGUUGCAAUCAAGACCUUUAACUUCCAAAAGAGAUAGAUUGUACUGUUUCUCCUACAAGAAGGAUUCAUUAUAUUUUUUGUCCCCCCCCCCCCCCCCCAAUUUUACUUGUAUCUAUAUUCCAUGAAGUAGUUUCGUAGGAAAUUUAUUUCCACUUGUUUGACACAAUUUGAAGCUUCCUUUAUAACUGUACAAGCAUUUGAAUUUGAAUAAGACAGUAUUUUUGCAUUACUAGUUUGAUUAUCAAUGAAAGAUAAUGUAUUUUGUUUCCA